AUGCCGGCCCCGGAGGAUCCGGCGGGCAAGAGCCCGCUGCCCUCCCAGAGUGGCAACGAGCGGGACAUCCAGCCGCUGCUGAAAGCCGAGCGCGGUCGGGAGAAGAUAAAUGUUUUGGGGGUCGAAGUGGUGAACGACGACGACCUGGUAUCCAAGAGAAAAAACGUUGUAUGUUAGUGGAAAUUUGUGAUGCGCAACAUGCAAGAUGAUUGCGUCUGUCAUGCUUGGCAUGCAUCGUAGGGUCCACUAAAGGGCGUUUUCGAGUACUAUCUGCGCAUGACAGGUUUUUGCUGUCAUACCAGACAACUUUGUAAUGCUGUUCCUCCAAAAAAGUUACACCUACAACGUUUUUUUCUUGGAUAUCUGGGCGACUACGUCUGGAUUUUCCCGUUGAAAACUUCGGAGGAAGCUUAUUGUAAGGAAAAAUCCCCCCUCCCCAUAUCGAAAUGGUAUGUUUCCGAAAAUUUGUGUUGCUGAUUUGAGGUCGCAAAUCACAUCUGUAUUGCCAGAAGACAAGGGCAGAAGCUUCCGCCCCACUAUGGAAGCGAUCUGUCAUGCUGUUGCCCCUAAAAGUGACCCGCUUGCCAUGCUGAACAACUACACCUAUACGCCCCUAACGUGCCUGGGGAUUUGGCCGCAGUGCCUCUCUGCAAUACAAACCUGAUCUGUGUACACAAAUCCAGCAUCAGAAAUUCCGUUUUGAUAUGGGGAGGGGGGAUUUUUCCUUUCGAUAAAGCUCUAUUGCGGCAACAGGCGAAGCCGCAGACGAAGGCGGACCUACCGAAGUGCGACCGGGUAGCGUACGGCUGGGACGACGUGUACAAGGCCAAGGACUGUUUGAACAUGGCCAAGGAGAUUUUCGUAGCCCAGCGACCCAAGGCCAACGAGCACGAAUUGCCAACCAGCCGGGACCGCUUGACCGUGGAUUUCCAGAAAGACAUGACCCGGCUGGAGUUCCACACCAAAAUCAUGGAGCGCGCAAUGGACUUGCUCACCGGAAACAGAAUCGGCCUCACAGUGAACACGACGUUAAGUACUGACAGGAGUUUUUUCAUGCCAUGUUCGAUGGUUCUAGUACUAGAUGGACAAUUAGCCCGUGAAAAGCCGACUCAACCUCAAAUAAAAACUUCCCAGGUGCGGAUAACGAUGAGCUGUUUUACUGCAUCGGUACCGAUCGCCGAUCGGAAUUGAUAAAGCUGAUAGCAAACUCGGAGGGAUACCGGGCUGCGCUUCGCGCCAGCGCAUACCCAGUAGGCACCGCUCGAGAUAGCGUCGGGGAGGACGGGAAGAUGCUGGUCCCACACGUCAACGACGGGCAGGGGCCCGUGCCGGUGCCGGGUUGGACGACGUAUAAUUGCCUGGAGUCGUUUCUUUUUUUUUGCGUUUGAUGAUGAAUGAUGAGAAGCCACACAGACUGAGUUUGUAUGAUAAUCUAAAUCAAAAAGGGCUCCGAAUCAUCAAAAAGGUAUGAGCUGGAAAACGAUGCGUACUACGAAGAUUUCCGCGAGAUCGACAAGCUCCGCAUGAUGCGACGACGAAUUGGGCAUUUUAUCGACACCAACGCCAUGGAGCGGUUCGGGGUGAUGAUCAAAAAGUUUGUGGCCCACAAAUACAAAGACGUGGCAAUGCUGGAAGACCCGGUCACGAAUUUUGGGCACAGGUGGAGCUUCUGGCGGUUUCCUUCGCACCGGAUCGAUGAGGCCAAGGACUACUUCGGCGAGGAAAUGGCCUUUUUCUUCCACUGGUUCCGCUUUUACACCGUGCAACUGGUCGUGCCAACGUUGGUGGCUUUGAUUCUCUUCGCGCGACGCUUCUUCGGACUGGACAUGGAAACACAAAGGUGAAGAGAGUUGCUUCGGACGUUGGAUGUUUGUUUUAAAUCUGGUUCGUCCGCUGGUGGGAUGUCCUACAACUUUACUGAGUACUUAGCAACAAGAAAAUUUCUGCAUGUUGAAACACUAAAAUUGCAGGAUGAUCCAAGACUGCUUCUGCCUCUUCAUGGCGCUCUGGGCCGCGCAGUUCUGUGAAAACUACAAUCGACAAGCUAUCAUCCAGGCGACCGUCUGGGGCACGCGAAACUACGACAACGUGGCAAGCAUAAGAUCCGGAUAUAGAGAUCACGGUAUGACAUUUUUACGCCAAGAAACAUUUAUACGUUUUUGAUUGGUUUGCGUAUGCUAUCUGUACCAUAAUGUACAUGUAGUUGUGCACCUGCACGUCGUCCUGAUCCUGAUGCUGAAUAAACAGACGACGCCGACCGUAAGGCGACGUGGUGGAGCGCUCUGGGUGCUUCCGUGAUGAGCACCUUCCUGGCGUGCAUUAUCGGCGGUAUUGCAGUGAUCCAGUCCGUGCGCUACGUGAUGGUGCACCACCCAAGCGAUAACCCAAUCACGGCCUUCAUCAUAAAAAUGACGGACGACCGCGAGUUCGCGAUAAAGAUGGGCGCGAAACUCGGCGCGGUACUCAUUACCAUGCAGGUGAAGGCGCUCGACAUGGCCUGGGGAAAAAUAGCAGUCGUAGUCACCGAAAGGGAAAACCACAAGACAGAAAGCAGGUUAGUUUAAAGGCUUUGUGUCACUGAUGUCAUGGUGUGGUGGCACGUCUGUGUGUCUGUGUUGGUCGUUUAAGUACUUGUUCGCUCCUUGACGGGCACUGUAGCUGUACUCCAUGAAACAAAACCUGAGGUACCAGAGCUCCCUGGUUUUCAAAGUCGUGAUGGUGAAAUUUUUCAACGCCAUGUACCCGUUUCUCUACGUCGCGUUCGCAAAAGAGUACGUAGAAGGGUGCUCCGGGCCGGGCGGCAGCUGCAUCCUAGCGUUGGAAACUUGCUUGACGACGUUCUUUCUUGUACACAUGGCGGUCACGGGCGCAAUGCUGAUCAAGCGCAUCGUGAUGACGCGGCUGCUCGUGCACCAGGAAGUGAGGAAGCCGGGAGUGGACGGGGCGAACUACACCUAUCUGCAAGUGCAAGCGAAGUUGGACGACUUCGUUUCUUCCGACAUGCUCAACGAUUACAUGGAACUCACCGUGCAGUUUGCGAUGGUAUCUCAGAUUUAGGCUUUUCUCCUUUCAUUAUUCAUUUACCGUUCUUCGCUCCGUACGGUCCCGGAACAAUUCAUCUUCAGGUUCAGACUAGUAAGAAGAACAGUCACGUCUGCAUCGUAUAAGCGAUAGCACUCACUCCCAAAAAUAAAUUGUCAGGUCACCUGCUUCAGUGUCGUCCUCCCGAUUCUGACCAUGCUCGCCCUGGCCAGCAACAUGAUCGAGUACCGCAUAAUCGCCUACCGACAGCUCCACGUCGUGCAGCGGGUCUACCCUUCCGGCGCGGAAAGCAUUGGCGCGUGGCAGAGCAUUUUCGCCGCCAUCGCGACCAUGGCCAUGAUCGUGAACGCGGGGCUCGGCGUGUUCGCGAUGAAGCCCUUCCGGGACUGGGAAACCGAGCACAAGUUGCUGGCGUUUCUAGUUUAUCAAAUGCAAAAAUGUCUGGGUCUGGAAACUUGUGAUGCUGAAUUGCGCAUGAUUGAAGCGCUUCCAAUGGCAGCCAAGCAUGACAAGUUUUUGAGACGCCUGCUGAUGCCUAGCACGCAUUUUUUGCGUGACAAAGAAAGCCUCUCUUUUGCUGCUCAUGCAACACAGGUUUUCCAGGAAUGCAUUACACGCAUUACAAGUUCCACUUUUCCAGACCCAGACAUUUUUACAUUCGAUAUAGUUGGGGAGCACAUUCUCAUCUUCAGCAAGGUGCUGGUGGAGGUGGCCAUUCCGGAUCUCCCAGCACAGGUAGACAAGGCGGAAGACAAGCAGGAGGCGGCUAUCAUCAAGAUGUUCGGCGGCUUUUUCAAGCCCGUGCACAUCGCGUCGGACAAGUUGCCGAUGAAGACGCCGGUGAUGUGCAACCCGGACGGAAACAAGAGCUUGACGGCGAAGUACACACUGUUUCACCAAACACCAGCAGGGAAGCACGCGAAAGGGAAAUGAGAAGGAGGGACGUAGUUGGAAGGGGGAUGAAGAUGAUGUCGUGGUGCCAGGAGGACGUAGAAUUUUUAGUACAGAAAAUUGACGAUUAGGAUUGUGCCGGAACAAUUUGGUUGAACGUAUCGGAAGAGAGGAGAGGGCAGGUUUGACUUUCCAUCUGUUUUUUAAAACUUGAGAAAGAUUCACUAGUGGGCAGGGAAAAUUAUAAUCGAGAAACGAGUCCUUUUUUACGUAAUUCGACGUAGCAGUGGAGCAGAGUAAGCACCACAUCAAGUCGAUAUCGUGGAUGCCAGCGUGGGCAACUUUGCAAUUGUCUGUUGCUGGCUCUGCGGUGUGCUUUCGAAUGUUGCCCUUCCUCGUAUCGAUGGGCCAAGACAUUCUCAUUUCUCUCGCUUUUCACAUUUUCCGUAAUACUGACGAAUGCGUAGUUUUUCAUUUCCACUUCUGCAUUGGAGAAACAAUGUUGGGCGUCAGCUCUUCUACAACAGACACAAACAUGAUUACUUGGCAGGAGUUUGAGCGUGUCGCUUGUGUGCCCAUGCCACUGCAGCUAGUCGAUAUUCACAUGCGCCGUUGAAGACGAGUGCCCGGGCAAUGUAUGCGGAACUUCGACCGGCUGCUUUUUUGAGCGGUGUGAAGCAGUUGCAGUGUGUUC
Molecule: messenger RNA, 4627 nt
Organism: Amoebophrya sp. A120
Lineage: Eukaryota; Dinophyceae; Syndiniales; Amoebophryaceae
Source: the annotation of a GenBank genome assembly